Molecule: messenger RNA, 2814 nt
Organism: Suillus subaureus
Lineage: Eukaryota; Fungi; Basidiomycota; Agaricomycetes; Boletales; Suillaceae
Exons: 20
Coding region: 1-2814 (937 amino acids)
Source: RefSeq, a predicted model, not a curated record
AUGUCACACCCCACCACAUCAUUUGACCUUUAUCUCUGUGGCCCUUCACUCAGCUCGACAGGCUUCCCACCCAAGGGUGGUCACACCUACAAUCUCAUCAAAGACUUACUUAGAUCAGAGCUCAAAGGCCAUGUCAUCUUUGAGGCUGACCUGAACAUCAAGGACAAUGCUAGCCUUUUCCACCAACUUGUUCCUGAAUCUUCAUUGAAGACCAGACAUAUUGAACAGAUCAAAUAUUAUGUAUAUCUUCAGGGUGUGUGGAACUUCAGUUGCAAAAAAAGGCCUAAACUCACCAAUCAGAACAAUGACUCUGGGUCAGGCGACUCAGAUGAUGAAUCUGGUACCAGCACAGAUAUUGUUGACACAGAUGCUGAGGCCUUGGAUUCUGAAUGUUCAGGGAUAAUCUCCCAGGACACGGACGGCACCUGGAGUUGUGAUGAAUAUGAUGGCACUGCAGAACCAGGAUCAAAGAGGGGACAGUUUGCUAACUCACCAAUACCAGACCCUUACAUUGCACAAAAGCCUGACAUUGCUUUAUUCUAUUACAAGAGUAAAGCUUAUGAGAAAACAUGGAUAGAUGUCCUGAGCUUUGUUGAGCAUACAACCUCUGACUUCAGCAAGAGGUACUCAAUUAUGGCUGUUCUGUUGAAGGGCCAGGGUCUAUUUUGUUGUGGAAUGGCUUGCUACCAUGUUCAGGAUCCUGUAGAUGGGAAGGAGUAUGCGAUGAAAGAUUGUUGGGUCACCGAGGUGAAGAGAUACCAUGAAGUGGAUGUCCUUGAGAGGGUCAAGGGCAUCCCUAAUGUGGUCCAACUCAUAGACCAUUGGGAUGUCCAAUUCAAUGGGGAGCCUGACUGCACGGCCUGCAUUUGGGAUGGAUAUGGUGCCCUGCUUGGCGACAGGCUGGACAAGAGGUUCUGUAACAGAGAUCCAUUAUGGGAUUUCAGCUCCAGAAAGGAGCUGAUUUGCACCUUUCAUGACUUCAUGGUUGGCAUCAGUUAUUUCAUUGAUUUUGAUCACACAUCAAUCAUAAAGGAGGGCGAGACAUUCACAGUUUCAUUUGGUACUGGAACUGUACCAUAUAUUUCUAUGCACAUCUUGAAAAAAAUGUCCAAGAAUGCUGACAUCAUCAAGAAGUCAAAGACGACCAUCGACACAAAAAAGAGCAAUAGUAACACCAACAGCAUCACUCAGCUGGAACUGUACAGCAGGGCACAUGGUACACUUGCUCCAACUUGGGAUAAGACAACUAUGCCAUGGGCAGAUGCCUAUGAAAAUUUGGGCACUACAAGUGGUUUGCUUGCCACCUUUUUGGUGAAGAAGGGAGCCAUGUCUGAAGAUGAUAUUCUAAUGGACAGGGUAUCAGAGUACUUCACAGAAUUCAAGCCCAUUAUCAACAAAUGGUGCACUCAAAUUCAUCACAUGGAGUCCAAUCUCGAAGGGGCCAUCAUUCAUGAGCACAUUUUUCAAAUGCUCGCCAAAUUCAUUACGAAACUCAACAAUGAAGAACCAAGCCCAUUGCCCUCUCCACCCCUUCCAGUGGCUCCUCCAAGUGCCCCAAAUGCAAUUAUGAUUAUGUCAUCUGGUACCAUGCCUCCAAGGAAGAAGCCCAGAUGUUCUUCUCCAGAUCUAGAGGCACCUGCUCACCAAAGCUCAAGACCUAACUGUGGUGUUGGUGGUCAUGCAGCACAGCUGCAAAGAGUUGGAGAAACAGUUGCUGCCCCAACAAGGAAGGGACUGAAGGGCAAUGACCUUCAAAUCAGCAGCUCAGAAGAGAAUCCUAUGGCUCCUUCACAGCUUCAGAAAGGAAAGAAAAAAAAUAAAAUAGCUAGCAUUCUCAGGCUCCCACUUCCCAUCCAAAUCAAUAUGUGGCUCACUCUUCUGAAAGGUUUGGAUUCAAGGAACCUCGGUCUAAUGGUCACAAAACAGCUGGAAGGAAUUAACAUGCCAAUGGACAGAUAUGCUGACAAUGGAAUGGAUUUCGACAAAAAUAUGGAUCAACCUUGUCCUGACAAUGAAGCUCAAGGAGGUGUUGAACCAGUAGCCUCGAAUGACAAGCUCACAGACCCAGAGCAGGAUGAAGCUUAUGAUGUUCUCAAGCACCACCAUGCAAAGAACGGGCAGCAAAAAGCUCCUUCACUAACCUAUCUGUUGAAGGGGAAGGGAAAGGAACAGGCACACACUUUUAAGCUGCCUGGAGGAGCUUCUACUGUUCAAGUGAUGGCCAAGUUAGAGAUGCAGUUGCAGGCUGUUCUAGCUACUCCAGUUCCAGAAUCCCAGGAAGCCCUUAACCUUGCAAGAGAAGUCUUGGACACUGUGCUAUGGACAUACCAUGAGAAGAAGAUUAAACUCGAGAGAGAACUCAAGAAAAUUGUUGUCUCUAUUGCCAAAAGGGCAUACAAUAUCUUCCUGCAGGGCUCCACAGGAAAUUUCAAGAACUUCAUGGUGCAGGCUCUCAAGGAUGCUUGUCUCGAAUUCUACUACAGCAACAGUAAGAAAGCAUUAAAGAACAUGGAUGAAUUCCACCAAACAAUCCCCAUUAAUGCAAUGCUUCUUGUAGCAGUGGUGUUGAAGGGCAUUAUCUCUGGCUUUCAUGAGACUGGCACCAACAAGGUUCCUGAAUUAACUGCUGAGCAAUGUAGGGCCCACUUCGUCAACUUAUGGAAAUCGAUUGACACCCUACUUGAUGUUCCAGAGCAUCAUGAAGAGCUUGAAGACAUGUUGGAGCAAUGGGCUAGGAUUGGCAUGGGGGAUUUCAAUGAGUAUGCAGAUGGGAGUACAAUCAUUACCACAGUUUGGAUCAUGUUUACUGUGUGA